CAAAAAAUGCCUGUGAUUUUGAUUAAUAUCUACUUAACAUAAUAUUUUUCUAUUUGAGAAAUGCUAAUUUUAAAACCCCAACAAAAACAAAAAAUACAAAAAGAAAUACCCUCGCCGGGAUUCGAACACCAGAACCACUAGCUUCCUGAACUGAAUUACCUACCAAAACCCGCCAGGCUAACUACACCGGUUAUCAAUUUUAGUACUGAGAUUCAAAGAGAGCGCCGCUGGUAUAAACGAAGUUUUGAAAGAGGCAUUUUUUUUAUAUGGAGUUUGCGUUCUUCUCCUUGUGAGAUUCCUAUUAUUGCGUCUCUCCAUUUUAUCGGUAAUAUCAGUCAUAAUCCUUCUCACUCUAUUGUGAUGAUAAAUCGCAGUAGUCUGUCGAGCCCUUGAGGUAGUCCGUUCUACGUUGUCUCUGCUUCGUGUUACGCACUCACACUCCGUAAAUACACCCACACUACGCUAGAAAGCAGAGGGCCUACCGCGAACCACGUUCGUCGUGUUGCCUCCCUGUCACACUUACGUACGAAUUUACAAGUGCGACAGAGAAGAAACACGCCAAACGUGGUUCGCGGUAGGCCCUCUGGAUAGAUACAUAAUGGUUGCAUUGCACAUCUAUCACACACAGUGUCAUACUCAACACGUCACAUUGUUUAAUUCAACUGGCACACACAGAAGUUAGUUGAUUGCUCGCUCUUCGUUCGCUGUCGCGUUUCUUUGCUAGUAGCAGAAAAAAUAUAUAUUCGUAUUUUUAGGUGUUUUUGUUUCUGAUACUACUUUUCGUUUAUAAUUCUGUUAUAUAUUGUGAGAAGUGCCAAGUUAGAAGAAAUGGAGGUGUGGUCGUAAAACUUGCAUUGAGGACUCGUUUACAAAUUGAUCUUCCCUAGGGCUCGUGCCUGCGUGCAGUACAGCUAUACACCGAACAUUUGCGACACAAAUGUUUUUAUUAUUUCCGUAACAACUAAGUGGCGUUAGGUUAUGCAUAUUUUAAUUAAAUCGAGCUUAACCUAGGCUUCUAAAAUGAGCAACUGGGCUAGGAGGAUGCACCGGCGGGCUGCCACUUUGAGCAAUGUGGUCACAUCCUGCGGGCACCCAAAUACCCUGCCCUAUCCGCGGCGGCUAGAAAAAGUGAAGUUCGGAGUACCCUUGCACGAAGUUUGUAAAGACGACAUUCCUGGGCCUCUACUCGUGCUGAUUUUAAAGUUGAACAAGGAGGCACCGCUGCGUCGGGAUGUGUUUCGCGCACCAGGACACCAGGGUGCUAUGAAGAAGCUAAUUCACUUCCUGCAAACGGGCCGACUAGUGAAUGUAGACAAUUACUCUGUGUAUACCAUUGCUAGUGUACUCAAGAAGUUUUUGAGGAAAAUACCAGGAGGUGUUUUUGGACGCGAUGGGGAGAUGCACCUGUUCACCGCUGUGGAGUUCCCAGAAGAGCAGCAGGUCCAUGAAAUAAGAAGACUGCUUCUGUCCCUGCCAGUGUGCACGCAAAGGCUGCUAGUGCUGCUGUUCGGCACGUUUCGGGUGAUGGCGUCCAAUGCUGAUAAAGCUGGUACCGGCAUGACAUCCGAAGCGCUCGGUGUGUCCGUAGCCCCGUCAUUCUUCCACUCUUGCGUGUCGGAUGGAAAAACCGCCACCAUGGAGGACGUUCAAAGGUUCAAGGCUGAAGUGUGCGUGGCGACCCGCAUAAUGCGUCAGCUGAUCGAGCAGUUCUCUGCGGGCGAUCUGUUCGGGCGCGACAACUACGAGUACUACGCGCGGGUGACUGGCCGUAUCCUGCGAGUGAAGGACGAGUGGAUAUGCUCGUUCAGGGACCCGCCGCCGCCGCGACACCGCAUCGACCAGGAGGCCUACGCUAGACAAUUAUCACUGGAAGCCGAGAAGACGUGGCUGCAAUGCGAAUGCGAUCGUUGGGGCAAUAAAUUUAAUUUAGAAGGUCUAACAAAGUCUGAGGAGUGUCAGUCAAUGCCCGCGCUGAUGGGCGUCGUGGGCGGCAGCGCGGCCGGCGGCGUGCUCGGACUCGGCAUCAUACCCGAGCACUCGCUGCUGGACUCCUGCACCAGGCUGUCCAUCUCGCUCGAGGAGAGCGUGUUCAAGGUUUCGGUGAGUUCAUCUUCGCAGUCGUCGCGCAGCAACUCCAGCCCGCACAUGACGCUGGACGAGCUGCGCGCCAUCAACAAGUACGCGGAGAGCACCAAGAGCCUCUCCUAUCUCCCCCAGGUCCACGAGCGCCAGCGGGCGCGGAUGCGCACGCGCUCGGAGUGGUUCCUGCAGGGCGCGGCGUCGCUGGACGCGCCGCGCACGCGCGCCGGUGGCGAACGUCGCAGCUCGCGGCGGCGGUCCCGGCGCGCUCGUCUGUGCGCGGGCGGCGCCGCGUGCCGCGCGCUCACGCACUCCGACACUGAGGUCCCGCUCGCUCUCCAGCCUCGUAAAAUAACCGCCUGACGCGAGAUCACGGUCGACAUCACCUACCUAGGAGUGCCUACACCGAAGCGCGCCACGGAACCUGAUCUACGGCUUCUUGUUAGUUAUCUAAGUCUUCGGCCUCGCAGUGAUCGACUAUCGCUUCCUUAAGCACACCGCAGGAUCUUCAUUUAGUCGCUUGGGACCGAGGUCCAGUCGCUCGCCUGUUUAGCGAAAUAACCGCCUUACGCGAGAUCAAGGUCGACAUCACCUACCUCGGAGUGCCUACACCGAAGCGCGCCACGGAACCUGAUCUACGGCUUCUUGUUAGUUAUCUAAGUCUUCGGCCUCGCAGUGAUCGACUGUCGCUUCCUUAAGUAUACAACACGAUCGUCAGUAAGAAUCGUCUGAGUCUGAGAAUCGCUCUCUCCAGUCUGUAAAAUAACCGCCUGAUGCGAGAUCACGGUCGGCAUCAAAUACCUUGGAAUGCCCCCAGCGAAAAGCGCCACGAAACCUGAUCUAAGGCUUCUUGUUAGCUAUCGAAACCUUCGGCCUCGCAGUGAAUUACAUAAUUUUAAACGGUCUUCAACAAAGGAUCAUUUAUUUUGUAAAAUUGGCUGACGAGUGACCAUGUUACUGAACAGCAUCCGAGGCUCCUUGUCAGUUAAUAUUUUCUUCGGCCUCGAGCUUCGCAGAAGGCGUCUAUUGUCCCAGGGAACAGACAGUUAUCGAAAUUGUCUUAUCGAGCACCAUUGUCGACGGCGACGCAGAUAUCGAUCUUUCAGCUAUUAUAUUCGAAAGUAAUACAUUUUUUUUUAAUGGAAACGCCAUGGAAACCUUCAGAUUGCGUAUUUCCAUAGAUCUCAGAGCCUACUUUACCAUGAGGAGACCUGUGUUCAUAACAAGAUGAUUAAAUAAAACGAUAUGUUACAACACUUACGAGUACCAAAACGAACUAUCUAUACCUUUUACAAGGGUAAAGGUAACUCAAUGGCAAUCUUUCGCUAAGUUCGCGACAUUACUAAACUGACUUGUAAACGAGACCCUAUCAUAAUUAAGUCAAUUUGUAAUAGUUAGUGUUUUCUGUUAGUUUUCAUAGUAUUGCAUUUUUUAUGAAGACUAGCAUGCUGUUUACCUCUUUUUAUUUGCAUGACGAAAAAGCUAUAUAGUAUAUAGAACAUCAUCACAAAUGUUACAUUGAUAAUUGUAAUGAGUGGUGAGCCGCAUCGCAAUAAGUUCAGCAUUAAUUUACAAUAUGUAGGUAGCCUUUUAAAUCUUGAAGUCUCAUACGAUUUGUUUCUCGACUUAAAUUACGAAAUAGGUGGGCAGGUAUGCAUUUUAAUGAUUUGUUUUACACUCUUGUUCAGUUAUUUUAAAAUACUUAACAUGUUUACCGUAAGAUAGUACAGGAAAUAAAGAGCAUUGUAGAUUCUUUUAAACCGUAGACUUUGUUACAUAAGCCUUUGUUCGAUUGUGCUAUUGAUAUAACGUUGUAAACAUAAUAUAUUAUCGAAUUUAUUACGAAAAUUGAUCGCUUAGUUAUAACCUAUAACCUAUAUUAAUUAUAGAGGUUUAGCUAUGUUUGGAGAAAUAAUUGAUUAUUAACGAAGUACCCGAUUACUUCGAUAUCACAAUGUUUAAUACAUUCCUGUAAAUAUUUAACGUAGCUAGAUAUAAUUAGAUAGUGUUUAACUCAAAAUAAUCUUACCAUUGCUAUUUCUAUGGAAGAUGGUAAAUUACGAACAAAAUAUUUUAUUUUCUAUCUUAUAUUUUAUUUCGUUUUAUAUUCUGUUCUACCUCAUUCAUCAAUUAAUCAUUCAAGCGAGUUUUGCUCAUAUUUCGAUUAUAUUCCAAUAGUUCCCUAGUCCGUAAAAAUCGGAUUGUUCAGUUUUCCUUAUUUUUAAAACGGAGAUAGUAAUUUAUGGUAUUCGCCAAAAUUUGAGCCAGACGCAAAAGACUGAAAUUUUUAGUAAUAACUUUGAUACUUUUUUAAAUCCCUUCAUAUUAAACCUAACACAUGAUGUUAAUUCAACAAGUAUACCUCCUGAAUUUAUAACUAUUAUUGGAUAGUACAAAAUUGAGUUUGUUAUUCCGGAACCACAGGAGUAUUUUUAUAAAUUCUUCAUUGCAAUGUGAGGUGCUAGGAGGAUUGUGAAAAGUUUUCUAUUGUAGCUUGUGUGUCAGCGAAACUUCGUUUAUUAGCGGCAUAAAGUAUUCGUCCCUCCCGUACUUACUAGGCAGAAAGGGAAAAAAAUGCUUAUAUGUCGGUGAUAAUCUCUGUUGUCCAUAAACUCUGUUAUUCAAAUUAUGCUCGCGUUACUAAUUUACUUUAUUAAAAAACUUAAAUCAUUGUUAUGCACAUUGGUUCACACAUGAUGUGUUAGUUAUAUAAUAUAUAUUUAAGACUGUUUAGGUUAGUUUAUUCAAUGCAAGUCAAAAGACAUGUAAUUGUUUAACAUAUGAGACUAAACUUCAGAACAUGAUCUGAUUGCUUCAAUAUUAUUUAGUAAGAUGUUAGAAGACAGCAAUUUAUGUUUUAUACAUAUGUAAGUAGGUUUUAAGCAGUUGUUAAGCCUACUUUUCGUUGCCUGAUAAAACCAUCACACUCAUUGUUUUUAUAUCAUCAAAUAUUGAUAUAGCUAUAUAUUUAUGCGUAAUGUGACAUUACGCUUGUUAUAUAACGAAUAUUAAACAAAUUGGUGGUUUUUGUGUGAUACCUGUUGUCCUGUGGCCAUACUGUAGCGGGAAGGGCGUAGUGUUCCGAAUACCGCUAGAAGGGUUGUUUGUUAGCCUACUUAGAUGUGUAUGUUGUAAAGUAUAAGAACGGGCUUGCAUCUCUCGGAUUUGCACGCCCACGUUCCUGUGUUCAUUGAGUAGUGUUAGGGAAACAAUUGUAAUAGAUAACUAGUAUUGUCGCGUAUGACAGUGGCGCGACCUACCAUCAGCCACACACUGUUAACCCAGCAACAAUAACAUGAUAUGUAUCAUCCAGUAAGCAGUUAAGUGUGUUGCUGUUGGUACUUGCUGCUUUUGCUACCAUGAGCGCGCUUUACGAAAUAGUAUAUAAAAGCCGUGGUAGCGACAGUAAACAUUUUUUUUUAAUAAAUUAACCAUUAGUGUAUUACUUUAUGAUUCAAUGCGUCCUAUUUUUUUUUAGAUAAAAUUAUAUUUGUCAUGUUUAACAUAGCUAUAUUCUACUAUUUUGUACAAUAACGUAUAAGUUGCUCUAAAUGUAGAUAGAUUAUUUUUGAUUUUAUAAGACUGUUUAUGUUAUUACUUAUAUAAUUUAUUAAUGACACUCGAAUACUUGAAUGUCAGAUCAUUCCACCGACUUAAGUAUUUUUCAACAACACCAGUUGCAUUUGAGUAUUAUAAUUCUUUUUUCAUUAACUUUUAUAAGAGAUCUCAAAGCUUUAACAAAAUAAUAACAGUGUUACUAUAAAAGCAUUUCUGUAUAAUAUUUUUAUUACUAAACGUAACGGAAAUUCAUUAACUUUCUUUGACAUUAUAAAAUGUAUUUCUGAAAUUAAUUGGAAUCCAAUUUAAUAUUGAUUCUUGAUAGUAUUAAAUAUGGUAUUUCGCUAAUUAAUUUCAGUUGUUAUUGUCACAUUAUUUGCACAUUUUCUACACAAAUUAUAAAGAAA
Messenger RNA from Cydia pomonella (codling moth), 6044 nucleotides. RefSeq lists its product as uncharacterized. Gene Ontology annotation, biological process: signal transduction. Bases 1021 to 2442 code for a protein of 473 amino acids. The record is from RefSeq and is a predicted model, not a curated record. Gene Ontology annotation, molecular function: GTPase activator activity. The transcript has 12 exons. NCBI's taxonomy places the organism in Eukaryota, Metazoa, Arthropoda, Insecta, Lepidoptera, Tortricidae.